AUUUUAGUUUAAAAACGUUUAUCAAGAGCUGAGGUUCAUUGAUUGCAAAUCCCAAAACGCGGUUGUUAGAAAUUGGUCGAAACAAAAAGUGUUUAAUAAAUAAAAGAAAUAACUGUUAAAUAAACAAUAAACCAACAAAAUGUCCAAUAAAAGUUUCUAUGCCUUCACCGUGGCCAGUGUUGUGUGUCUGGCGUUGUUUGCAAUAACUCUUGCCCAAGAAAAACCAGUGACAGAUAUUUGUUUGGGCUGCAUCUGUGAGGCCUCAUCUGGUUGUAAUCAAACGAACUAUUGUGCCGGCGGUGUUUGUGGUUUGUUCCGCAUUACAUGGGCCUAUUGGGCUGAUGGCGGCAAACUUACAAUUAAUGGCGAACCUGCUGAAUCGGAAACUGCUUAUGCCAACUGUGUAAAUGAUCCCUACUGUGCCGCCAAUACCAUCCAAAACUAUAUGCUCAAAUACGGCCAGGAUUGCAACAAGGACGGUGCUGUCAACUGUUUCGAUUAUGCUGCCAUCCAUAAGCUGGGCGGUUAUGGCUGCGGUGGUGAUUUACCCCACAAAUACGCCACUGAUUUGGAACUUUGUUUGAAGUCUUAUGGUGCCAACUGAAAGUGAUAUUUAGAGUUUAAUGAGCAAACUUCGCCAUUCAUUUUUUAUUAAUAUAUAUUUUAAGUUUUAUUUUUUAUAUCGAACAUAAUUUAAUAAAUCAGUAAACUUAUGCCUAAAACAUCGGAA
Molecule: messenger RNA, 730 nt
Organism: Musca domestica (house fly)
Lineage: Eukaryota; Metazoa; Arthropoda; Insecta; Diptera; Muscidae
Product: lysozyme
Exons: 3
Coding region: 140-604 (154 amino acids)
Molecular function (GO): lysozyme activity
Source: RefSeq, a predicted model, not a curated record